Messenger RNA from Paramisgurnus dabryanus, 4500 nucleotides. The record is from RefSeq and is a predicted model, not a curated record. Lineage: Eukaryota; Metazoa; Chordata; Actinopteri; Cypriniformes; Cobitidae.
AGAAGCACUAACAGAAACAAAUAAUGGCUGUUAAGAGUCACAUAUGUCUGCUGGGACUCAUCAUUCUCUGCUCACGUCUCACAGGUGUUACUGGAGAGACUCAUGUGUUCAGUAGUUCAGGUGAAAAUGUCACUCUGCCCUGUAUUAAUGCUCUUUCUGGGUGCACCUCAACUACAUGGAUGUACUUCAAACAUAGAUCAUCAGGUGGAGUAGAACUGAUUAUGUUAGGAAUAAAGAAGAAAAACAUAGAGAGAGCUGAGAGACUGAGUCUGGGGUCUGACUGCUCUCUGAACAUCUAUAAAACAACAGAAGAAGAUCAUGGACUAUACACCUGCCAAAAAUAUGUGAAUGGACAAAAACAUGGAACUGAUGCACAGGUUUUACUACAUGUUCUUCAUGUUUCUCCAUCAUCCACACAGACUGAGAUGAGAUCAGGCAGCUCUGUGACUCUCACCUGUCAGUUUUUUUCAUAUGAUAACUCUUGUGAUGAUUUCUUCCGUAUUGAGGAUCUUCAGCUGUUCUGGGUGAAUCAGGCUGGUGUUAAUCUACAGACAGACUCCAGAUAUCAGAUAUUAUCAUCAGGACAAUGUAUCAAGACUCUGACUACAACACUCCUGAAUGAAGACAACAACACAGAGUUGAGGUGUUUGGUUAAAAUGAAGAAUAAGAUGAAGACCUCAGUCAGCUAUACUGUCAAGUUUAAGGCAUCAACUACACCAACAAUCAAACCAACCUCUAAAAUAACUUCAAGUCCUACUGCAUCAUUACUUUCUGGUAUGUAAAGUAUUUAUCUGUCCCACUUUUGUUUGCAGUGUCAGUUUAUUCUUUUCUGUUGUUGUUCAGGGAUAGAGUUGAUUACAAACUCUGACACAUUUCAUUUAUUUUAAACAGACUUUCCUAUUCAUGUCACUUUCUUAAAGCUCCACUGUAAGAUCUACUCCCAUCUAGCGGUGAAAUUCUAUAUGACAACCAACUGAAUAUAACUUUCUAGCCCCCCCCCAUUCGUAGCGCGUUUUAACUCGUACGGUGGCCGUGUCAUGCCAAGGUUAACAUGGCUUCCAGUAGCUACAAAGCAAAAGCAAUAAAAAUAUAAACAAUUUGCAAUGUCCUUUGCCUGUGAUCCCUCAAAGCACACAGAUUUAUGUUUAACAUGGAAAAAGUCUGAUUUUCAUGAUAGGUUGCUUAAAAUCACAUACAAACAGCAACCAUAAACGUAGCUUAGACACUCCUUUUUCGUUGACGUGAGGAAAAAUAUCCCAGGGGCUGUUACACUUGGUAUUAAGAUGUGUUUUCGUCGAUCGGAUCACAAGUGGACGAGAGAGACACAUCACGUUUACACUUGGUGUAUAAAUCCGUCUCUUUUUGUCCAUUUUCGACCGCUUCUCUCCAGAUUACUGAGGGGAUGGUCUGUGGACGAGUCCCUCUCCUGUCAUUUAAUCAUGAGCGGGAGUAAUGACGGUUUAAAUGGACGCGAAUAAAUAUUGUGUCAGAGUCCAAUGCUUAUGUUUUAAGUAAACAUGUUACAUGUCCGUGUAUAUGUAAGAGCUUUCUCUGAUAUUGGUGAAGAUCGCUCAACUUUCACACACUUGUAAAAUGAAACGAAAGACAGAUCAGCGGCGUUAGUUUUAUCAAUGAAAGGCUAAAAAUAGGGCUGUCACCAGUGGUGUAGUCUACGUGAUACGCAGGUAUACGCCGUAUACCCACUAGAAAUGGUCAAGGAUUUCCGUAUACCCACUAAAAAUAGCGCGAGGAUGCGUAACAGCAUGGUUUUGUGACAUAUUUUUAAACUUUUAGUCAUAAUAUAGAUGUGAAGCACUGAUCAUUAGCAUGCUACACUUGCCACUUUAGCGGGUUGAAAUACAUAUUAGGCUAUAUACUUCCUGCCGAACUGCGCGAUCCGAUCGGCGUAUUAAUUUCUAUGAAAUCAAAUUACUAUAGUGACGCGAAAGUGACUGGGGAGCAGACUGGUGUGACGCCACAGGGAAGUGACAGCAAAGUACCGCGAGAGCGACUCCAGUUAUCACAUGGAAAAAUCUGCUUUGAAUCGCUCUCGCGGUACUUUGACAUCACCAAGAGGUCUGCUUAGCGCCAAAUGAAGUCGAACCUGCAGUGUAGCUGCUCACGCGACACUGAGAAGUGAACGAGUGAAGCAGUGCUGCAACAUAAAAUCCAUAGAGUUUACAACGCACAUGUGAGUACAACAUUUAAAUCAUCAGUCCAGUUUAUUACUUUAUCUGGAGGUAAGGCUCUAAAUGCAAUAAAAUAAGCCCGUGAUAAUAUCCUGAUGGUUUUUAGCUGCCUUCAGUUCCUCUGCAUGUUUGCUUGUGCUUCACAGUGUUAAACUUUCCUUCUCUGUGUUCAUUUAUAUAUCUACGUUCAAGAUCAUCUUGACAAGAUGUAUAUGAUCUUAAACUUCUAUGAGGAAAUUCAUGUCUGCCUUGAUGUUCAGUUUAGACUUGCAAAUUUUAGGCUACAGGAUGGUCUUGUAAUAAUAAUUAAGUAUAAGCCUAUUUUCAUUUUUAGACAAUGCUUAUAUUAUAUGCAAAAAAAUAAGCUUUAAUAUCAAUGACUAUGCAAAUUAUAGUUAAUUCAUGGUCAUCUUAAAUGUGUAUUAAUUAAAAACAUAUAGUUGUCAGAUAAUAGCUAUUGAAGGAGUGGAUAUUUUUUUCUCCUUCAAUGCAUGUGUUAGCCACGGAUUGAAGAUUGUAAACAGUUUAUUUAAUUUUAAUUAACAGUUAAGUAACUUUUGUUCCUGAGUUAGAUGUUGAUUAACACUAAACCAGUCUAAAAAUCAGUCCAGUUUCCCCAGCUGUAAACCCAUUGGCUCUAAAGUCUUUUUUUUCUUAUAAUAAACUGACAUGUUGAUAACACAUUCAGUUUAUGUGUUUAUGAGUACACUUUCAGAAUGCUCUAAGUUACAUGAAGAUCCAUACUGUAUGCAUCUGUGAGUGUGGUGGUGCUUAUGAGGUGUCGCGCUAGGACGAGUGAGCAUAAGGGUGAGAGGGAAAAAUCACAGUAUACUCACUACAAAAAUCUAGACUACACCACUGGCUGUCACCGUGUGUUUGUGCUAGAGGUCAGUUUCAAAUCUGCCUCAAAUCAAAGCAUUAGAUCGCGGGAUAAUCACAGUGUGCAGCUGUUGUUGAAUCCGAAGGAUUCAGUCUACACAGGUCGCAUAUGCGGGCUGCAUACGUCAUCAAGCCUGUUUUUUUUUUAUUAACUGAGCAUUACAUUCGCAAGUCAUAAGCAUAUUACAUCAAUUUACAAUUAACUAAGAAUAAUUGUCAGCUUUAUAAUUGUUAAUAUUCUGAAAUAAGUAAUGUAAUAAAAUAAAAUAAUACGAGAAUAAAAGUAAUGUAAUGUGAUGUUUAGGUAUUAUGUGAUGUUGGUUAUAUGAGGUUUGUUUUUUAAAGGCAACAUUAUGUUUAAAAUAAUUAUGUUAACAAACCCUGAGAUAGCAGAAACUGAAGACAGUACGCCUUGUGUGUCAUUAUACAGAGGUAUGAAUUGUUAUUAAUGCACCACACUACAGUAUAUUUAUUCUUAUACAAGUUAACAUCACUGAAGUUAUCAGUGAACUUCAACACAGUUUGUCAUUAUAUUGUUUCAUUGUUAUACCCUUGAUCUGUAGUCAAUGGCAGUUUUGAUAUUCUUUGUCCACACAUCUGUCUUAUAGUGUUUAUAGUGAUUCCAGUGGUUUUAUGGAUUAUUAAGAUCAUAGCAUUCGCUGCUCCUACUGUGAUUCUUCUUCAGAUCAUCUGUACAGGAAGAGCUGAAAACAGAAGAAGGACCCAGACCACCUAGAAUACACACUAGCCUCAGUUGCACUAUCGGGCCUGUGCGAGCCAGGGCUUCAAACGGGCCUCGUGGAGCCAAUAGCCUCAGACCUCCAGCUGUGUAGCCAAAAUCACGACGCGUUUGCAUUGUCAAGCCAAUAGCGCCGCAGCGCUUCAGAAAACCCCGCCCUUAAUACACCUACCUGGAUGUAACGUCACACAACCCCGCCUGUUUUACCGUGAGGAAGUCACUUCAAUCUGACAGGAGACGGGAGUGAGAUCGCAUCAUCAUACAACAAACAUAAUGAAAAUAACUGAGGCGGCUGUUUGCACGGUGAAAGCCCAGAUGAGAAGAUAAAGAUGUUUGCUCCAUCCGCGGUGUUACUCUUGAAGUUUAUGUUGGCUGCACAUGAGCAAUCUCACGACGAGACAAUAUCAGAUCAAUAAGCAAUAGUAAACUUUAUGAAGUAGGAUAAUUACAAAUAAAGCGUUCAUCUACCUAAUGUGCCAUUAUACUAUAUACACAAUAUUUUAAAGAAUAUCACGAGUCAUAGUUUUACAUUUAUAUAAAAUAAUCGUAUUUUAAAAUAUUCACGUGUGUCUAAAUAUGUAACGUUAAGUUUGUAAUUAUAGUUCUAUGGCGAUGUAAACAUACACAUUAUAAGAGGUGUGAUAUCUUUAAUCAUGAAAACGUUAAUAGUUGAGCAUCACAUGAAACACAAGG